Molecule: messenger RNA, 6546 nt
Organism: Coprinopsis cinerea okayama7#130
Lineage: Eukaryota; Fungi; Basidiomycota; Agaricomycetes; Agaricales; Psathyrellaceae
Exons: 37
Coding region: 1-6546 (2181 amino acids)
Molecular function (GO): ATP binding; hydrolase activity
Source: RefSeq, a predicted model, not a curated record
AUGGCAGCGACUUCAGGCCUUCCCCCAAGUUUCCUGGCCUCCUUGAAGCAAAUGGCUUCCUCUGAGGAGGGAGUUGUUUGCUUUUUGGAAGGACUGGAUCCCCAUUGGAUUUACAAAACCUCCAUCGAAAGCAUUCUGAAUGAUUUGCAAACAUUACCACCGCCGUUCCAUCGAUCCCUUGAGCUUACGCUCUCAUAUGGGUUCUGGGCAGAGUACAUCACGGAUUGGCUCGAUCGAUCUUUCCCAUCGGACCCUCGCCCAGCAUUCGCCAGCACUGUUCAUGCAGUCGUCCUAACUCGGCUAGUGAACUUCAUCUACUUCGAAGUCUUAUUCCAGGUCCCAGACAUCGGCGAGCAAUCUGUCCUCAAAGAUAGGCUGUUCGUUCUCAACGCCUUGCAGGCGUUGGACGAGCUGUCUAGUAUGGACUUCAAAGACGCCGUACAGCCAUCCCAGAAUGGUGUGAAGCCCAGUUCACGCAAGAAGAGCGUCAGUCAGGCUGAAAGAAAGCGCCAGCAGAGGCGCGAACGAGAGAAGGAUCAGGACGCCGACGACAGCGUGUUCCAAGCUUUGGAUAUGGUCAAGCCGACCUGUCCUGAUGACGCUGAUGUCCUGGCGCUGAAACUCGUUUUCAAGCUCAAGGAGGUGCUGGUGAAAUACCUCGAUAUCCUCCAAACCCAGAAGGUGGCUACAGCCGUCAGGACGUCGUUAGUUCGCGCUCUCUCCGACGUCCAAGCCGUCAAUGCCAAACCGAAACCCGACUUAGCCAAGAUCAAAACCGAAAUGGGGCCAGUGUGGAACAACAUCACCAGCCCCACGUCGGCGAUCUCGUUCGCUCAGCCUCUGAAGGCAGCGCUGUAUUUUGACAGCGCUUUUGGCUUUGGCCAAUGGGAAAUUAUGUUGUCCAGCCGCGGGAUCAGCGAUCUCAAGGCGGCGUACAAACGCAAUCGCAAACUCUUCAACAUCGUCAUGAAGAAGAUCAAGGAGUUGUCCAACGCUCAUUUUUCUGACGACAAUCAGAAGCGUCUCAACAGAGGCGAAGGUGUUCCCGUCUUCGAAGCGAAGAUGACAGGCGACACUCGCCUAGUGUAUCAAAUUGAUUGUAUCGCAGAGUACGAUGUAGAAACGAAGGACCACGUUGAACGACAAGUCAUACGGAUAUUCGGGAUAUAUACGCACACCCAACUGGAUAGGCUCUGGGACUCGCUCGGGUACCAGCUCAGCCAAAAGGGCAGAGAGUACAUCCGUCGCUGCGGUGUUCGCAACAAGAACCGCGACGGCUCUCUCAUCGUGCCUGCCAUCUUUCCUCCUAACCCAGAGGCCGAAGUUAUCACCGACUUCGUUGGACCAGAGCUCCCAAAAGAGGACCUCGAAGAGAUUCAUUCGCUUUUGGUGCUGGAGAAGUUUGUAACUUUUUCCAAAGAACUUCGAAACAGCAUUCUCGCGGAGCUCGACGUCAACCAUGUAUUCAAACUCCAUCCAAACGAGAUGGAGAUCAUCGAACAUCCUUUCUCCUGCUAUGUCUUGGGUCGCAGUGGUACCGGGAAAACCACCACUAUGCUCUUCAAGAUGUUAGGCCUAGAGCGCACAUUUACAACCCAAAUCGCCCAUGGCGAGUCGAAGCCUCGCCAGCUCUUCGUCACUAAAUCUCGCGUUCUCGCGAGCAAAGUCGAAGAGUACUUUAUGAAGCUUAUGGCCUCACUGCAGGCGGGGUCGAAGUCCGAUGACGAGUUGCGAGAUCUCGCACUCCAGGCACAGGUGGAACCCACCAGCCCUGUCGAUGGAGGGCUCUACCAUCAGGAUGACGAUGUCCGCUGGCAACUGCCUAAGAAGUACAGUCUCCUUCAAGACGAGCACUUCCCACUGUUCCUAACCUUUGAGAAACUCGCAGAGCUCAUCAUCGCUGACUUGGUUAGCAACGACGCAGUUCCCGAAGCCCUCAGACAGGCUUUACAUUCCUUGAGCUCGUCCAAGGCGGUCUUGAGCUACUCAAAGUUCUUGAUAGAAUACUGGAUCCAUUUCCCUCAGAAUCUAACAAAGGGUCUAGAUCCGGCACUCGUGUUUAGCGAAAUUAUCGGGGUUAUCAAGGGUUCAGAGCAAGCUCUCGAAAACGAGAAGCGUUACCUCGACAAACAUGCCUAUCUUUCGCUCAGCGAUCGCACGCAAUAUCUGUUCUCCUCGCAACGGGACACGAUCUACGCCAUCUUCAUGAAGUAUCUUCAACGCAAAAGGGAGCUGGAAGAUCAGGACCCUGCUGAUCGCACGCACAAGAUCCUCGAGGCCUUCUCCUUGGAGACAGUUGGUGUUCCGGGUUCGAAAGUUGAUUUCCUUUACAUCGACGAGGCCCAGGACAAUAUGCUUAUCGACGGGAUGUUACUUCGCUCACUUUGCAAGGCCCCCACAGGUCUCUUCUGGGCCGGUGAUACUGCGCAGACGAUCUCUGUUGGCAACUCGUUCCGAUUCGAGGACCUCAAAGCCUUUAUGCACAGGCUCGAGGAACGCAGGGUCAAGUCUCUCAACCAAGAUCGAGCGGUCGUACCAAAACCCGCAACGUUCUUCCUAUCGACAAACUAUCGCUCACAUGGGGGCAUCGUCUCAUGCGCUCACUCCGUUAUCGAGAUCAUUACACACUUCUGGCCUUCUUCGCUGGACAAGAUGGCACCGGAAAAGGGUAUCGUCAAUGGGCUGAAGCCCUUCUUCUUCGGCGGAACCAACUCAAAUGCGAUCAAAUUUGAGGACUUCCUAACCGCAGGACAGCCGGAAGGAGACAUCGAGUUUGGAGCGCGACAAUGCAUUCUAGUCCGCGAUGACGAAGCGAAGAAGGCACUUCGUCAGCUCGUUGGGAACAUCGGUAUCAUCAUGACGCUCUACGACAGCAAGGGUCUUGAAUUCGACGACGUCUUACUCUACCAAUUCUUCGAGGAUUCGACGGUUGACUUCGGGCGCUGGAGAGUUCUUGCCAGCCUCCUUCCCGGAGAAACGGCCCCCCAAUUCGAUCCUACUCGACACGCAGGCUUAUGUAGCGAACUCAAAUCCUUAUACGUCGCUAUCACCAGGGCUCGAAAAAAGCUCUGGAUCUAUGACAAUUCAACAAAGGCGGAACCUUUGCGGAACCUGUGGACUUCGAAGGGGUUGAUCGAGAACUUCGAACCUGGCCAGGGUGCUCGAGCGUUGCCUCGCUUUGCAGUUACGUCGUCUCGUAAAGAGUGGAAAGAUGCUGCAAAGAAGUUCUUCAAGAACAAGAACUUCGCUGAAUCCAUUCAUGCAUUUAAACGUGCUGGUAUGGACCGGGAGGCAGAAAUUGCCCAAGCCUACCUACUUCGAAAGGAGGCCGAGACUCUCACUGUACCCCAGAAACGACGCAAAGCGUUUCUCGAUGCGGGCAGAGCGUUCGAAGACCAUGCCCAUAAGGCUCCCAAUCCCGAUCAGCGUCGAGUCUUCCUCCACAACGCCGCCGGAUGUUUCGAGAACGCGGGUGAUUAUCCCAAGGCAGCGGAGAUAUAUCGCAACGCAGAGGAAUACGAUGACGCGCUCAGACUUUAUCGAAAGGCAGGAAUGUUCGACGAGGGUGUCCAGGUUAUCAAGGGUCGUGCAGAGUGUAUGAAUAACGUUCUCGUGGAAGAGUUCAAGGACGACGCCAAGCUGUUCUAUUUCAAAGAUCAAGCGAUCGAGAAAGCGAAAGAUCUCUUUGAGACGACGGAGGACACUCUAGAGUAUUUCGAAGAGAAUCCUUUCCUUGAUGAGUCGCGAGCUCUGUUCCUUGCAGAUCUUGGACGGAACAAGGAAGCCGCACAAAUUCAUCUAGAAGAAGGCCGUUUGUUAGACGCUAUUCGACUACUGGUUUUGAACACGGACGACGUGGAGUCGUUAACUCAGGGCCAUGAAAUCAUACUGAAGGCACUAUGGCGACUUCUGCCGUUUGGGACGAUGGUGGACCCCGGAGCCCUGGACGAUGAGUUUUCGCAAAUCGACGAGCUGCUUUUCUAUGCAUCGACUCUUGAAACAAUGCGAUUGCACCUACCACAUUCGUCCAUGGACCAGAUAACUAUGUUCCAGGCCAUUUGGAAGUCGGACUGGUCGCGAUUGCUUCCCCUCGGGAAGCAUUUCCUCGGACAUGGAGAUAUCGCGUCUGCGAUUCUGUGCCUCAGCCAUUACUUUCAUCCGGCCCACCUCCCCGACUUGAAGGACCUCGACAACACAGACAUAUGUCACUUCCUUUCAGAUUUCCUCAGUUUCUGUGGACUUUUCCGCACCCUGGUGGAGAGAAUCCCUCCCUUGACCGAGACGACCCAGCAACUCUUUGGGAUCCAGGACUCAGAGGGGGGGAAUCGACACUUCGUGCCAUCUAAUACUUGGCUUGGCCGUCAAGUUCUCCAGAGCGCCGAGGUUCCUGAUGCAGCGAGAUCAAGAGAGGGUGUCCUAGUCGGCUCGCAGGAAUUGACGUCGUAUCUACGAGAUAGUCUGCUGCGCUAUCUCGCCGAAACGAUACGAUACGAAGACAUGCAAUGCCGCCUUGUUUCCUCAUUCACGCCAUGCGCGGAAUUUGCUUUGGCCGGCCAUUGUCGCCCAGAUGACAGGUGCCGCAAGCAACACAUGAACCCCGCGAAUCUCACAAAGGAGUGGCUUCAGAUGCAGACUCGUAUCCACCUCCAGCAAAUUUUGAUCCUGCAGGUACUAUACUGGAUCCCUUAUCGACUUGGGGGUAGUACUCGUGGAAGACGCUUCUGGAUCAACCGCUUCUAUCAUUCGUGUAACCCGCCCUCUCACAUAAUGGGAUCCUGGUCGAGCGUGGACUUCCGGGCAAUUCCAGAGGCCGAAGACGGAUUGCGUGCCUUGAAGAAUUGGUCUCGAACUCUGCUCUACGGUAGACCUGACCCCAACCGUCAGAACGUCGAAUUAACUUUCGUAUACCAAGCGGCAGAUCUUUGUUUCAGGCUAGACAGAAGGUUUGCAGGAAGAUACGUCCAUCGAUCGCCGUUGGUGAAUCGGUUCCUCCGAUAUCAGACGAUCUUCAAGCGUCGUUCGUCAGAAGGACGUUGGAUCUUCACAAUCUCUGAACUGCUCAGUUCCUUAGAUGCUUCCCGUCCAAAUUUCAUUACCGCAGGGAUAUUAGCUGCCAAACAUAUCGUUGACAAGAAGGCUUUCAUCGACCUUAACGUCCUUUGCAACUUUUUGGAAUUCUUAUCCGGUGCCAUUGUCGUCGCUCGCAGCAAUUUCGAAUGGCACAACGUCACACUUCCACGAAGCCUUUGUGGCACACUCCUUCAACGAAUGCGAAGGGCACUUCCUCCUUGUGACAUCAGGAAAGUUGGAAUCUUGGAGUUCUUAGAUUGUGCCUACGUCUUGCUUCGAACAUUGGUCGAGGGUGGAGAACACGCUGUAUACCUCCUCCAUGGCACCUCCAACGCACAGUCAGUGGCAGUGAGAUCACAGUUCAUCCCGAGAGUUUGUCGAGCCAUGGGCCUGGUGGCUUACAAUUUAGACAAUCUCACAAUCUACCGGAUGGUUCUCGAGAGGUUGGAGCCAUUGAAAAAAAUUGAAUUCCCUGCUCGAACCUACAGCCUGUUCGCUCAUGCGAAGUUGUGGACUGACGUUUUCUACGCGGUCGAGUCUUCCACCCGCUACUCCCCUUUUGAUGAUAUGAUUCACUUGUGGUCGAAAGCAAGCCCACCUCCCAAAAGCGUCCUCCCUAACCACAUCACUCGUGUUUUCUUCGAAUCCGUCGAGGAAUUACGACAUUGUCUCGCUGGAAUCGAGCCUCGCCGGGUCGCAGUUUACGACGGCACAAGUGCCGCGGUAAGUGACCCAUCAACGAAACCCGAUGAUCCUCGGUUGGACGAAGCCGUCAAGACAGUUGAUGCAAGCAAUACCGAGUCCACCCCGACGGCAGUAGAGUCCUUUGAAGCAGUGCACACGGGGGCCGAUAUGGAAGGGGACGACCAAGAUUUGGACGAAGAAAUUCCUGAAGACCUGCUCGAUGCUGGGUUGAAGAUCAUGAAGGCCUGUCGAAUGCUUAUCAGACGCCGCGAAUGCGAGACGAGAAUGGCAUCGCAGCAGUUGGCCUUGCGUGACUUCUUCCGGGCUUGUCUCCAACAGUCCGAGAAGAUAGAAUGGCCACCGAGUUCUGAAUACAGACUCUACUACCUUGGAGUAGUCCCCCACCUCUUGGUAUGCCUUCAGUGGGCCUUGCAAUUCUUCCAUGCAGAAAAGACCAAGGCAAAGAAAGCGUUCAAGGAAGCGAAACACACGGAAUUGCAGAAAACCCGGGAGAAGUUGAAUACCAUAGCCGACAAAUUGAAGCAAAUCCAAAGCCUCAACAGGGUACUCGAUCCCAAGUCCACUUUCCAUCACCGACGUGAUGUCAACGAAUUAAAACGAGUCAUCGAUGAUAUUGAAACCUUGUUCACGUCCCUUCCUUCCACCUUCACCGACGACGUCGUAUUACAUCUCGAGAUGGCCCUAUGUGCCCGCAACAAGAAUAUCUCAAAGCCCAAACCCAAGUUGAAUGUGCCUGACGAAACGCAGGACUGGGAAUACGACGAGCGAUGA